Molecule: messenger RNA, 1198 nt
Organism: Pyricularia oryzae 70-15
Lineage: Eukaryota; Fungi; Ascomycota; Sordariomycetes; Magnaporthales; Pyriculariaceae
Exons: 1
Coding region: 415-1125 (236 amino acids)
Source: RefSeq, a predicted model, not a curated record
AACCGGGCCAGAGAAUGGCUUCACAACAUGACUUCCUGCUCGAGAUUCGAGGCGUUGACAGAUUUAAAAGGGAAUGGAGCGUAGCGUUGGCUUUUUGGAGAAACACCAUUUUUGUUCUCCAACAAAUUCACAGACAGUGAUAGAUAUCAUACAUUCCCCUUGCUUCCACCCUUUUUCCUUGACCAGACAACUGCAAAUCAACGAUUGCAUCACGGUUGCAUCUUUUCACAUUCCCAAUUCUUUGAAAAAGGCAAGCUCUAGAUUUUUAUUGGAACCGUCAAUCAUAGCGUAGGUAGGCAAGAUCUCGCCAGUGGGCAAACAUACCUGAACCGGCUUAAUAUUCCAUCUUUUCAAGCAACACCGAGAAGCCUACCAAAACACUCUCACACAGAGACUUGGCGAGUCAAUUUCACCAUGAUCAUCAUAUCAAGGCAAACAGCCCUCGCCGCAUUCAUCCUAGCCCUCGUCACAAGGGAUGCCGUGACAGCUUUGCCGACGGGCAUCCCAAAAGCCCUAGCAACGACGGAGCCGCACGCCAGCGGAGGGCACAAUCCCCAAAUUGAGCGCCGCGAGGUGGCCCUGCCGGCCGAAAAGCCCCAAGACCCCGACGCAGCAGCGCCCAGCCCCGCCGCCCUCGACAAGCGGGCCGGGAACGAGGGGCUGAUCAGGCAGAUGGCGCUCGACGCGGGCCGGUACCACGCGGCCAACGACCGGGCCGCCGCCAACCGGGCCGCCGCCAAGGAGCGCACCGCCAAGAAGCAGCAGGUGCGCGUCGCGCAGGCCGCGCAGGGGGUCAAGGCGGCGCCGCCUCAGCAGCUGCCGCUGGGCGCGGCGGGCAACCUGCCGCAGCCUGCGAGGGCCGGAGCGGCCGGCCUGCCUCCGCCGUCCGCGCCGCAGCUGCCGCAGAGCUACGGCGCUGGCGCGUCGUCCCGCGGCCAGACGGCCCCCGUGGCUCCUCCCGUUCAGCAACCGCCUCCCCUGGAGAAGCUGGCACCGCUGCGCAAUCCGAUGCGGCCUCGGCCCCUGGCGCCGGUGGAACCGCCUUUCCAAUUGGGGUUGAGCAAACCGCCGCAGACGGGCGGGGGGAGCGGCAAUGAUCUGAGAGCUUACAAGAUAGUCGAUUAGUCUCGCGGGUAGUGGUUGAUUUUGGAUGGGUAGGUUAUUGUAUCGUGAUUUAUUAGAAAAAUUCAAAAGUGAC